ACGGACGGUCAUGCUCAUGUACCCUCCAGGUACCGCUAGCCCUGUGUGUGUCCCCUUGCCCUGUGCCUCGCGCAGCAUCAUGUCAAACCUCAGUCUCGGGCCUUGGGGAGGAAGGGCUCUUUCUUUUGUACGGAGCCUUGGCAGCGCCCAUUCUCUUCUCUUCUCCUCCCAUCCUCCCGCCCGGGCGAGCUGGCUGGGUUCUUGGGUCUUCCCCCCCCUUGCCCCUUGCCUCGUGGCAUCCUGUGGUCUUCUCUCUGCUCUUGUCCUGCUCCUGCUCCCACGGGCAGGUCUGGAAAGGUGGUCCGAUCUGCGCGAGUGACAUGAGUGGACUUGAGUGACAUGCCAGGGGCCCCGGUACCUCAAGUUUGGGUACAAGGCCAGAUGGACUACUCCGUAUAUAAAGCGAAGCCGACUUAUUUUUUUCUCGUCCGCCCCUCCAUCCCUCCUGCUAUGGCACACGACAAGUUGGUGCUCUCCCGGCGGCCCACGCCAGUAGAGCUCUACUCCUCGUCAAAUUCUCUGUCACCAGCCUCCCCGGCGUGCUCCCCGUCCUCUCCCACGGCCCUUCCUCGUCACAUUUUGUACCAGCACCGCAGCAAACCUCGCCCACCACUUCCUCCCUGACCCUCUCCCGCCCCCAUCCGCCGUCCAGCCUUACCUCACUCACCCAACCUUGCGCCACUACGCCGCCGCGGCGCUGCCCUAAUCUCCCCGUCCGCAUCAGUCUUGCUCUGCCGCUGCUGCCACUCCCGCUGCCGCUGCUGCCUACUUCCUAGGCUGGUCGGGUCCUCUGGACGGGUCCUCUAGACACUCUCACGCGCUUGGCCAGACCAAGGCUCCUGCCGGACCACCACCACCCCCCCCCUGGGCAAUGUAGCACGACUGCUGCAUCCUUUCUGCACCUCACUGCACAUUAUUUGCCCCUGCGAUUCACGCACCAGAUCGAUCGCCAACACUACUGCUCAGUGCGCCGGCCGACAGCAUCCUCAGGCAGCCCCCCAAUUGACUCUCACGUCGUGUCGCCUGCCGUCGACUCAUCACACCACCCGGGCGCGCCUGUUUCUUCACCGCAGGCCGCACUGGAAGGCUCAGCUCCUCCUCUCGAGGAACUGAGACUCAGCUCUGGUGCAAGCUCGUGACGCGACUUGAGAACUGUCUGAUUAACCAGCGUCCCACUGUAACGUCCUCCACCAUGUCGCUUAGAAACAAUUGAAAGACGCCAGGUCUUUUUGAGAUCUUACUUGGAUCGCGACCCCGUACAAGCCUGGGUUCUCCGAGUCCUGAGAACCGCCUUCCUCCUCGUCUCUCUGGGCCCUUCACCCCCACCACCGGCCCCAAAAAGAACAAAAGUUUUGAUUUGCACCUGGAUUCACUCGCCUCAACCAACCUACACACUCACGACAGCGGAUCACGCCAAGAUGUCCGGAGGCGGUUCAAGUAGUCGGUCCAUGGAGUCCCGGACCGGUCGCGCCAAGCAACGCUACAACUCAAAGGGUGAACGUCUCGUCGCCGGCGUUGUCCCGCUGACUGCAGACAAGAGAUAUGUCAUGAUGAUACAGUCGACCAAGCGCAAAGGGUGGGUCUUGCCAAAAGGCGGCUGGGAGACCGACGAGGAGUGCACUCAAGCCGCGGAGCGGGAGGCCUGGGAAGAGGCUGGCAUAUUGGUGCGCAUCGACUAUGACUUGGGCGACAUAGUUGAGACGAGAUCCCUGAAGAGUUCCAAGCACAAGUCUCUCUACCGCUUCUACGAGGUCACGGUCGUCAAGGAGGAGCGCGACUGGCCCGAGGUGGAGAAGCGUGAGCGAAAGUGGAUGACAUACCUCGAGGCCAAGGAGGCCCUCAAGGACCGGCCGGAAUUGCGGGAGGCCCUUGACCGCUCGACAAUGAAGCGGUAGUCACGCCUCUUCUGGAUCCACGAGACUCGCCAUCAGGAACCCAAACAUUUCCCAUCCGUACCCGACCAUUUGGUUUUGAUACUUUACCAGCACUGUACAGCCUGCAAAAGAAGCUUUUGCACCCCACAACCAAUUCCUGCGAUGUUGACGGCCUCUUGGGGGGGGCUAUGCGAUUGGCUCGCCUCGCCUGCGUUCCGUCCUGGGCCGUCAAGUCACCGGCCGUGCCUACGGCCACUCUCAACUCUUCUAAUUUCCUUUCACAGUUUCACUAGAUCGUUCAUGGUCACUAUCUUCUUGUCUAAUUGCAGGCUGCUAUACCUCCACAGUUGGAUGAUCCAGUGCUGUCUCCGAGGACAGUGCACCUGGAAGCUCGAGGUUGCGGUGCCUUAUUUUGACACCUGGUUACAGCCACGGGAAACAACAGCCUAUUUUUUUGUGCAUGCGGUCAUCGCGAAUUGGAGUUCAGGUCACGGCGCGUAAAAAGGGUGAAAAAAGGCCGAAAAGGAAGUUUUGCGCGAUAUCGCCACAAAAAAAGCCUGGGGCUGAAAAAUGUUGGGGAGCAGGUAGAACUGCUUCCUGAGCGCGCCUGCGUCUCGUUGCGGUGCUCACAUUGGAAGCGUGUCUGGAUGUUGACCAUGACACUACAUUCGUGCAGAAUGAGCGCGAACCGCAGAUGUGCUUUGAGAAGCAGACCACAGAGCGGCAUAGAAUACUAACUCAGGGAGCCCGUAGUCCAAAGACAACAUAGAUGAAUAAAAAUUCUUUGCCGAG
Diaporthe batatas is the source of this 2666-nucleotide messenger RNA. Its product is annotated as polyphosphatase DDP1. Gene Ontology annotation, molecular function: bis(5'-adenosyl)-hexaphosphatase activity; bis(5'-adenosyl)-pentaphosphatase activity; diphosphoinositol-polyphosphate diphosphatase activity. Gene Ontology annotation, cellular component: cytoplasm; nucleus. Gene Ontology annotation, biological process: diadenosine hexaphosphate catabolic process; diphosphoinositol polyphosphate metabolic process; adenosine 5'-(hexahydrogen pentaphosphate) catabolic process. Lineage: Eukaryota; Fungi; Ascomycota; Sordariomycetes; Diaporthales; Diaporthaceae. Bases 1419 to 1895 code for a protein of 158 amino acids. The transcript is spliced from 2 exons. The record is from RefSeq and is a predicted model, not a curated record.